Lottia gigantea (owl limpet) is the source of this 1110-nucleotide messenger RNA. RefSeq lists its product as hypothetical. The transcript is spliced from 4 exons. NCBI's taxonomy places the organism in Eukaryota, Metazoa, Mollusca, Gastropoda, Lottiidae. The coding region runs from base 1 to 1110 and encodes 369 amino acids. The record is from RefSeq and is a predicted model, not a curated record.
AUGUUGAAUACAGUGUCUGUGUUAGAUGUUAUUAUUAUUAUUUCAAACUUCAUGAUUAGAAAACAGUGUCAAAUGGCAUCUUGGCGAACUUCAUACUUAAUGAUAACAAGUCAAAUAACGCUAUGUAUUCUACUCGUCUCAAACUCAACGGCAACAACACAAACACCGGCUUCAACGGAAUCCCCGACAACAACGCUCACCACCCAUACUGUAGAUGAGACAACAAUACAAACACCGGCUUCAACGGAAUCCCCGACAACAACGCUCACCACCCAUACUGUAGAUGAGACAACAAUAGAGAUACGCCAUACGACAUCACAUACAUCAAUAACAUCACACAUCACACCACCAUCAGACAAUCCAACAACUAGUAAAUUGCAAAUUAUGACUGAUCAAAUUACAUCAACCAAAACUGAUGAAACUACAACAACUAAAACGGAUGAAACUACAACAGCCAAAACUGAUGAAACUACAACAGCCAAAACUGACGGAACCACAACAGCCAAAACUGACGGAAAUGCAUCUGUCCAUGAAUCUACAACAGUCGAACCUCAAAAAACUGUAACAGUCAAAACUGAUGAAACUACACAUUUCCAUACUUCACAUAGUACUGCACAGUUAAGUACGGCUAGUACUACAAACAGGAUCACAUCGGCACAAACCUCUUCCACACCGUUAACUACACACACUCCUGCAACGAUAACGAACGCUAAUCCUACAGAAUCUACUGGAAACCAAAAUUUGUCAAGUACAUUCAAAAUUAGUAUGCCAAGUAAUGGACCAACGGCAUCCAAUAUUCCUCCUAUAAGUACAACAAGUUUAAAAGCAUCUACGAAAAAUAUACAAACUGACAUGCACUCUACAAAUGCAAUGACCUCGGCACAAAUCAGUAAAGAUAAUGAUAUAUAUUCCACUGGUUGUAGAACUGGAACUUGUGAAUUAGAAAUUAUAACAAGUAGUACUGGAACAGAAAAGAUCACAAAUUGUUGUGAUACAGUACAUUGUAAUAAUGAUGUUAAAUUAUUAUCUAAUAUGGCUUCUACAUUCAGCAGUGUCUUCGCUCUUUUGACUGUCUCCGUGUUUCACACAUUCCGAUAUUAUGUUUUGUAA